Cercopithifilaria johnstoni is the source of this 690-nucleotide messenger RNA. Lineage: Eukaryota; Metazoa; Nematoda; Chromadorea; Rhabditida; Onchocercidae. The record is from the annotation of a GenBank genome assembly.
AUGUCAAUAAAAGAUGAUGGACAGUCUUUAUUAUGUGAUAGGAUAAUUUCAAUGAGAUUUUUACCUGUUAACGAUGUUCCUAAUACAGCUCGAGUAAACCUUAUUUUGUAUAACGCCAGUGAACGACCGAUUAUAUACAAAUUCAAGUGUGAAAAGAAAGCAUUAAUUACGGCUGAACCGCAUGCUUCCGGUACAAUACCUGCUCGUGGAACUAUUUGUUGUUUAUUAAUAUGGCGGCGAGCACCGGAGAUAAAUAAUUGGAAAGAUGUAAAAUCAGCCUCAAUAAUAAUGAUUACAGAAUUCGAAGGUUCUGAUGAUCCAAAUAUAAACGAACAUACUGUUACAAAAGUAAAAUGUCACAUAUCAUCGUCAGCGUUCUGUGACAGUGCUAAACCACCGGAAGAAUAUAUCACCUUUAAAAGUUCUCUUGGUUCAGUAUUGUCACGAAGUCCAAGUUUAGAAUCGAGAAUAAUCACCCCAAUUGCAGGAGUACAACAUUUAUCAAAUACAUCUCAAACAACAUCGAAAAGUGUUGUGACAGUAAACAAACGUCCAUCAUCAAGUAGUGCUUCCGAAAAUUCGGCUGGAUUUUAUAUGGAAGCUAAGGGUACGAUUAUUAUUGCAUUAAUCAUUGUAAUCCUUAUCUUAUGUAUUCAAAUAUUUCUGCGAACGAAACCUAAGGCUGAAUAG